This is a messenger RNA of Aspergillus fijiensis CBS 313.89, 426 nucleotides long. RefSeq names its product DUF1763-domain-containing protein. The transcript has 2 exons. Bases 1 to 426 code for a protein of 141 amino acids. The record is from RefSeq and is a predicted model, not a curated record. Lineage: Eukaryota; Fungi; Ascomycota; Eurotiomycetes; Eurotiales; Aspergillaceae.
AUGGUCUCUCCAGUGCAACCCUUAAAGUCUCUGAGAGACUCACAAGUUGUUGUCGAUACCUACCGCCAGUUGUAUCGUCACGGGCUGAAAGCCGUAAAUUAUUCGACGCCAGCUCGAUACGUCCUUCUGCAUACUCUACGCUCCUCCUUCCGAUCGUCACCUCCAGAGAGCCUGGACCAAAAACGAGUCGCCAAUACUAUUCAAUUCCUCCAGAGAGCAGCGGAAGCCGCAGGUCUGGAACACAAGAUUGUGAAGAACAUGAUGAUCAUGAAAUACUGGCAAAAUCCCCAAAUAAGGCGAGAGCUCCGAACUAUCAAAGGCUUAGGGGUCGAGCCCCAUGAUCCUAAACUCAAGGAGGACGCCUGGCAGCAAUACAAUUUGACCUUGAAGCUCCUGAACGAGAGCUUGGGGACUUGCCUCGUAUAA